GUUCUCAAGGAUCCCUUUUUUUUUGGAUCCGCAGUUGAAUUGUUUCCUGACACUCUUUCUAUAUUUGAUCGAAACAAAAUGAUGAAAUCCUCUUACGGCAUGUCGAGCUGCUAUUACAGCAGCGGCAUCCAAGCCAACAGCAACAUGGCAAAAACCGCUCUGCGCAACUGCCCCGAAGACCCCGUCACCGGUCUCUGCUGCUCUCUAGCAUCCAUCGAAGUCGACGGAGCAAGGAACGAAACCUGCCUCAACAACGGACUCUGCUUGAACGAGUACACGUCAAACCAUACACUGCAUAGAGAAUUCUACACGAGCCUGUGCACGGAAAAAGACUGGACAACGGGGAACUGCCUUGAUAUCUGCAAGGAUCAAAGAGAUGGGAAUGGGACUGCGCGGGUGACACCGUGCUAUGGGGAGACGGGGACGACGUGGUGUUGUGGGGACAAGGACGAUUGCUGCUACAAUGGCGGUGUGCAGCAAGUGACGUUGUCGACGGAAUUCCGGGUGAAGCUUCCUCCAUCCACACUGUCGCUAUCCUCUUCCUCUUCAUCGAUAUAUGGAUCGGGUUCGUGGCAAACGGAUUCUUCGUCGCCGGGGAUCAUUUACAGGGAGACGUCCACUGGUCUUUCGCCGGGCCAAGCAGCGGGGAUUGGGGUUGGUGUUGGUGUGUUUAUUCUGGUGCUUGCGGCUUGUGUGGUAUUGCUUAUGCGCAGAGCGAGGGCGAGGAAAGAGGCGCGGAAUUUGGAAGGAAGAGGGUCUGCAUCUGGGGUUAUUUCGGAGCCUGCAGUUGUUUGUGAAGCUUCUGAAGAUAAGGCGCUGAUGGAGCUCCCGUCGGAUAGAGGUCGUGUGGAAUUGCCGUUUCGUAGAGAGGCAGCGGAACUUUCGUCUGAAAAUAGAUAUUCGCCACCAAUGUUUCAUGGAGCGGCGCCUGUGCACCCUCAUACGGCCUUGUGA
Messenger RNA from Periconia digitata, 954 nucleotides. Lineage: Eukaryota; Fungi; Ascomycota; Dothideomycetes; Pleosporales; Periconiaceae. The record is from the annotation of a GenBank genome assembly.